AUGGACCUGUAUACUCUCAUCCUAAAAAAGCUGAAAAUGAAGCUGCGGACGGAUAAUCAAUAUGUGCGCUGCGGGCUGGCUGAAUUCCUGGGGACCCUCAUAUUGAUUCUGUUUGGUUGUGGCUCUGUGGCUCAGAUGGAACUGAGUGGCUAUGCUAAGGCGCAAUUUUUGAGUGUCAACAUGGCGUUUGGGUUUGCUGUGACCGCUGGGGCCUACGUCUGUGCUGGAGUGUCAGGUGCCCACCUCAACCCGGCUGUGUCUCUUUCAAUGUACCUCCUCCAGAGGAUGACCUGUAGAAUGAUGUUGGUCUACUUCUUGGCUCAGUUCCUUGGAGCUUUUAUUGGGGCUGCUCUGGUCUUUGCUCUGUAUAUUGAUGCUCUUCAUGCGUACAGUGGAGGUAACUGGACGGUGUCUAGCACCCAGGCAACAGCGGGGAUAUUUGCUUCGUACCCAUCCGAACACUUGACCAUUCUUAAUGGACUCACAGAUCAGGUGAUUGCCACUGCUGCCUUAAUGAUCUGUAUACUAGCAGUAAUAGAUGAAUCCAACAAUGCUGCUCCUCGAGGCCUUCAGCCAUUUGUGAUUGGUCUUGUGGUUCUUCUGGUUGGUCUAUCAAUGGGCUUCAACUGUGGGUACCCAAUAAAUCCUGCCAGAGACUUGGCACCUCGUAUCUUCACUGCAAUGGCUGGCUGGGGCCUAGAAGUCUUCAGGGCUGGUAAUCACUGGUGGUGGGUGCCAGUGCUGGGACCAAUGAUAGGAGGAGUGAUAGGGACCCUGAUUUAUGAACUGCUGGUUGGAAUUCACAGCCGUACUCUCCAUGAGGAGGAUGAACCUGAAGAGGACGUUGAGGAGAACCAUCCCCGACAGUAUGAGUUAGUUCAGUCUAAUGCUUAA
Messenger RNA from Nanorana parkeri, 894 nucleotides. RefSeq names its product aquaporin-3-like. NCBI's taxonomy places the organism in Eukaryota, Metazoa, Chordata, Amphibia, Anura, Dicroglossidae. The transcript is spliced from 6 exons. Gene Ontology annotation, cellular component: basolateral plasma membrane; plasma membrane. Gene Ontology annotation, molecular function: urea transmembrane transporter activity; water channel activity; glycerol channel activity. Gene Ontology annotation, biological process: water transport; glycerol transmembrane transport. The record is from RefSeq and is a predicted model, not a curated record. Bases 1 to 894 code for a protein of 297 amino acids.